Molecule: messenger RNA, 10458 nt
Organism: Labrus bergylta (ballan wrasse)
Lineage: Eukaryota; Metazoa; Chordata; Actinopteri; Labriformes; Labridae
Source: RefSeq, a predicted model, not a curated record
AGGAUGUUGCGCGUGAAGGGGAAAUGGCUGCCGAAAACAAGCCGGAAGGACUGAAGAAAGUUCGUAAUCCGGAUCGAAUGUACAGAUCAGCAGUGUGUUAUGCUGGCCACGGUCCACCUAAGAGUAUCAGUGAUGACACAGAGACGAACAAUGAACAUGGACAUUUGAAAAUAUAUCUGCCCAAGAAGCUGCUUGAAUGUCUACCAAAAUGCACCUCGCUGCCAAAGGAGAGACACCGGUGGAACACUAAUGAGGAGAUCGCGGCUUACUUGAUAACAUUUGAAAAGCAUGAAGAAUGGCUAACGACAUCCCCUAAAACAAGGCCACAGAAUGGGUCGAUGAUAUUGUACAACAGGAAGAAGGUGAAGUACAGAAAAGAUGGCUACUGCUGGAAGAAGAGGAAAGACGGGAAGACCACGCGGGAGGAUCACAUGAAGCUGAAAGUACAGGGAGUUGAGUGUCUGUAUGGCUGCUACGUCCACUCCUCCAUCAUCCCCACCUUCCACCGCAGGUGCUACUGGCUGCUCCAGAACCCUGAUAUUGUGCUCGUCCACUAUUUGAAUGUUCCAGCCAUUGAGGAUUGCGGGAAACCAUGUGGUCCUAUCCUGUGCUCCAUCAACACAGACAAGAAGGAGUGGGCCAAAUGGACCAAGGAGGAGCUAAUCGGCCAGCUCAAGCCAAUGUUUCAUGGCAUCAAGUGGACUUGCAGCAACGGGAACAGCAGCUCUGGCUUCUCAGUGGAGCAGCUAGUGCAACAGAUUCUGGACAGCCACCAAACCAAGCCACCUCCCCGGACUCACAACUGCCUCUGCACAGGCACCCUGGGUGCAGGAAGCAGUGUGCACCACAAAUGUAACAGCGCCAAACACCGCAUCAUCUCCCCUAAAGUGGACCCCCGCUCGGGUGGUUACAGCAGCGCUCACUCUGAAGUCCAGAACAACGAUGUGUCCGAGGGGAAGACUGAGCACAGCGCCCAUGGUGGAGGCAAAAGCUCCGGGGGAGGAGGGGGAGGGGGGAGCGCCAGGGAGAAACGCAACGGCAAAGUCCACAAACCUGUCCUGCUGCACCAGAACAGCACGGAGGUGUCAUCCACCAACCAGGUGGAGGUCCCUGACACGACACAGAACUCCCCCGUCUCCAUCAGCAGCGGCCUCAACAGCGAUCCAGACAUGGCUGACAGCCCUGUGGUUACAGGGAUGAGCCACGUGGCUUCUGUCAUGUCCGGCUUGUCUCAGAGUGUCUUCAUGUCUGAGGUCACUGGAGACCCUGUCUACAGCAUGUCUCCCACUGGGGGUCCAAACAGUCACUUAAUGGGUGCAGAUGCCACCUCACAGGGCUUGGUGAUGUCUGUUGCCUCUGAUCGUCAUAAAUUCGCCUUCCCUGGAGGAGGAGGAGUAGGGGAGCCCGGGACUAACGCUGCAGGAGACAGUCUGGCCAUGCUGUCCUCAGGAGGAGUGUCUGAGGAACUGGUCCUCUCUAGUAGUCUGGACUCUGGAAACAUCAAGAUCCCAGAGACCAAUAUGAACUUUGAUCCUGAUUGCUUCUUAAACAACCCCAAACAAGGUCAGACAUAUGGUGGCAGUGCAAUGAAGACAGAAGGCAACUCCUCUUCAACCACAUCUUCCUCUGUUAGCACCAACGGCAGUUUGCAGCGCUCCCCCACCAUGUCUGACAACGCCUAUACCUACAACUCAGCUUUGGUUAAAAAUAUCAAGACGGAAGACACGUCUUUUGAGCAACAGCUGGCUAAGGAGAGCGGCUACCAGGUUGGAACAGUAGUGAACUGUGGUAACGGGGUCAAUGUGUCAUCUGGUGCUGGUUCAGGCCAGGGAAAUCUUACUCUCAAUCCAGCAGGCUCCAUGCUCCCUUCUGGUGGGGGUCUGAGUCCCAGCACCACCCUGGAACAGAUGGAUUUCAGUGCCAUCGAUGCCAAGCAGGACUAUACUUCCAGCGCAGCCGCAGUGAGCUACAGUCAGGCCAUGUCCAGCCCUCAUAUGCAGCAUCAGAAUCAGUCCCCUAGCUUCUUCCUCCAGGACGCCUCUCAGACUGGUCAGGCUCAGCAGGGGAGACCCGGAAUGAACCAGAAAACACACAUGAUGGAGCACAACUCCCAUGACUCUGGAGCUUAUAUGGGGCUACAAGUGGUGAAGACAGACUCCCCUGGCAGCAAUGGCCACCUACACCACCACCACCAGGCCCACCAGACCCAGCACAGGGCUAACUGCAACGGAGGCUCACCAACCGAGGCACCCGGUCAGGCCGGCUCUCUCCAGCUGCUGCAGUACCAGGGCACCUUUCCUGGUUUGGGUGCCGAACAUGAGGAGGUGGUGGGUCUGGAUCAGCAAGGAAGUGUGAGUUCAGGUCAAGCUGGAGCCAAUGAGAAUGGAGCUGAGAAUCUACUCAAGCCAGGAGACCACAUUCAAACCUGUGGGGCAGGAAAUGGAGAGGGAGGAGGCUCAGAUCACUACCUGCAGCAGUCCUCAGAUGGAGGCGGAGGAGGGACAGGAGGUGCAGGAGAAGGAAUUCGUAAUGGCAACAACAGUGAUGGCAGCAGCCGCUCCCAGCAGCAACAACAGCUGCAGCCGCUUCUCCAAGGCACAAGCAUGGUGCAGGGACUCUACAACACUGUGGGAACCCACCAGGGUCUGGGUGGAGCAGCCAGUAAUGGAGGAGCAGGAGGGACAGGCAUGGAGAUCAGUCUGGAUCACUUUGACAUCUCUUUCGGCAACCAGUUUUCUGACCUUAUUAACGACUUCAUCUCAGUGGAUGCCAGUGGAACCACAAUGUCAGCCGGAGGGGCCAUGUAUGCUCACCAACUGGUCACAUCACACAGCUCAGAUAGUCAGAAUGCAGCCGGUGGACCGCCCCAGCAAGGCCAAGAGGACGGAGGGGCCAGGGGCUCUGGCUACAACCCCUCAGAGCUCUGCCUCCAGCCCUGCUGCAGCCCCCAGUCUCUGAAUGGGGGGGCUGGUGCAGGGGGAAACACAGGAGAGGCAGGCUCAUUGUCCUACAUGAAUGUAGCAGAGGUUGUGUCUGCAGCUGUUGCUCAAGGGGCUCUGGGGAUGCUUCAGGCCACAGGCCGCCUCUUCAUGGUCACUGACUACUCGCCUGAAUGGUCCUAUCCUGAGGGUGGAGUAAAGGUGCUGAUAACUGGGCCCUGGCAGGAGGCCAGCUCAAACUACAGCUGCUUGUUUGACCAGAUUUCAGUCCCAGCCUCUCUCAUCCAACCAGGAGUGCUGCGCUGCUACUGCCCAGCUCAUGACACAGGUCUGGUGACGCUGCAGGUGGCCAUCAGUAACCAGAUCAUCUCCAACUCUGUGGUGUUUGAGUACAAGGCCCGCGCUCUCCCUUCACUGCCAUCAUCUCAGCACGACUGGCUCUCACUGGAUGAUAACCAGUUCAGAAUGUCUAUCCUGGAGCGCUUGGAGCAGAUGGAGAGGAGGAUGGCGGAGAUGGCCAGCCACCAGCAGCAGAGCGGUGCAGGGAGUGGCGGAGGUGGGGGAGGAACAGGGGGGGAGGAGGGGGAGGCGCCGGAGGAGUGUGUAUCGGGCCAGUUGCAGGCCAGCAGCUCCUUCGAGAGCCGUGUUGUGGUGGUCUGUGAGAAGAUGAUGAGCAGAGCUUGUUGGGCCAAAUCCAAACAUUUAAUCCACUCCAAGACCUUCCGAGGCAUGACGCUCCUUCACCUGGCUGCAGGCCAGGGCUACGCCACCCUCAUCCAGACACUCAUCAAGUGGCGCACCAAGCACGCUGAUAGUAUUGAUUUGGAGUUAGAAGUGGACCCUCUAAAUGUAGAUCACUUCUCCUGCACACCUUUGAUGUGGGCAUGUGCGCUGGGUCACCUGGAGGCAGCGGUGGUCCUGUAUAAAUGGGACAGACGUGCACUAGCUAUCCCUGAUUCUCUGGGCCGAUUACCCCUCUCUAUUGCCCGUUCUCGGGGCCAUACCAAACUGGCUGAAUGCCUGGAGCAGCUACAAAGAGAAGAGCAGCAGCCACCAGCCCCUCUACCACCCACAACCCGCAUGUCAUUCUCCCCAAACCCUGACACCCCUACCACAGACAGCUGGAUGGUCAGCUGGGCAAAUAACACCCAAGCACCCAGCGGCAAGAAAGGGGGUCCUGCUACAACUACAACCACAUCCAGCACCACAAGCCUCAAUCCAGAUUUGAGACGGCCGAGAUCAGAACCCUCCAAUUACUACAGCACAGAGGGCCAAAGAGAUCUCCCGCUAGCUAAGAAACACAAACCCAACCCAGAACUGUUUCAGACUCGGCCCGACAAGGCCAUGUCUGUUCCUCUGAGCCUGGAGCAGCAACAGCUCCACAAGCUGUCCUCUAGCCCCAAGAGCCUGUCCUCAGAGGGCUUGAGCUCAGACAAGAGCCUGUCUACAGGAAGCAGUACGGGGACGACCAGAUGGAGCUCCAGAGAGAGUUUCUCCAGCAGUGGCUUGGGGAGGAAGGCGCUGGGGGUCAGUGGAAGCAGCAGCUUGGGGAAGGAAAAACUGGUCAACCGGUUACGACAGAGGGAACAGCUCGGCAUGCUGGUGAUGGCAGACAGAGAAAUGGCUGAUGCAGAACUGUUAUCCUAUCGGGAAGAUCUGGAGAACCAGGACUGUCUCACACAGAUGGACGACUUGCAGGUAAACAUGAUGACUCUGGCGGAGCAUAUAAUUGAAGCAACGCCAGAGAGAAUAAAAAGGGAGAACUUCAGUGCUGCAGACUCUGCGCCAUUAGACACGUCAGGGGUCAGCAACACCAUGAACUGGCUGGCAAACUACCUGGGAGAUGUGGAGCAGCUGCCGAGCAUUAUACACCUACGAUCUCUGUAUAAUGAACCCCUGACCCCAUCAUCCAACCCCAGCCUCAGUCCUGGGGGGUCUCCGCUGAGGGAAGGUCCCUUGGAGAGGUCUACACUCCCAUCUCCAGCUGACUGGAGUGAGUUCAUCAAUGCCUCCAACAGCAAGGUGGAGCGAGACCUGGCCCAGCUGACUCUGUCAGAUCCUGAGCAGAGAGAGCUGUAUGAAGCUGCCCGCCUAGUCCAAACUGCCUUCCGCAAGUACAAGGGACGGCCGCUCCGAGAGCAACAGGAAGUAGCUGCUGCCGUUAUUCAACGUUGCUACAAGAAAUACAAACAGCUAACAUGGAUAGCCUUGAAGUAUGCACUUUAUAAGAAGAUGACGCAGGCCGCCAUCCUUAUCCAGAGUAAAUUCCGCAGUUACCACGAACAGAAGAAGUUCCAGCAGAGCAGGAGGGCUGCCGUGCUCAUUCAGCAAUACUACCGCAGCUAUAAGGAGUUUGGCAGACUGAAGCCCCACCACCGCGGGGCUGCUGCUGCCCUGGUGCAGCACAAACUGAGAGGUAGUCUGCUCACAAAGAGGCAGGAUCAGGCUGCCAGGAAGAUCAUGAGGUUCCUACGUCGCUGCCGCCACAGCCCCUUGAUGGACCAUAGACUGUUCAAGCGGGGUGAAAGAAUUGAAAAGGGCCAGGGAACAUGAGACCCCUCAGAAGAGCCCCCUCACGAUGUGACAUCACUCUCCUGACUCCUCUUUUCUUUUUUCGUUUGUACCCGAGACAUUUUACAAGAGAAAUGAAAAAAAAAAAAACAUCAAUGCAAGCACUGCAAUUAUUACUACUACAGCAGUGUUACUGGCUGGACUACUGCAACAUGUACAACAGCUUUUUUUCACAUAUCUUUUCUUUUCACUGACUUGAUUUUGGUCGGAGAGUGGCAACUUCUAAUGGGAAUAUAAACUACAAAGGGCCGGGGUGGGGGGGUUCAGAACAUUUGCUUCAUGGCAUUUUUUGCACUUUUUCAUGGAUUGCUUUUGUCUUAUUUUUGAAAAAGAAGAGGAUUCAGAUGGGAAAGGAAGCCAAGGCAGGACAUGUCUGAGAGGACGCAUAUUAAGGCUGCUGCAGAAGAUCUCAGAGGAUAGGGAGACCAUGCAGAAACACUCUGGGCUCUUAUUGUGUUUCAUAUUUUUUAAGUGACCAAUCGAUUCAUUUGAAGAAGGAUUUUUUUUACCAAAUGUAUUGGUGAUCCACACAUCCACUUGUUUCCACUGCUGUAGAUGAUACGAUUCAAUUUAGCUCAACAAUUCACACUGUCCCACUGUGCUCUACCCCACCAGUCUGCCCACUCGGGUGGAGCUACAAAUGAAUGUAGUCGGGGGUUUAACAAUACAGAAGCAGAUGAGGGAUACGAUAUUUGUUUUUUGCCAUUUCUUAAGGAAACCCAUAUGGUUUAUGGUAAAUAUUGUCACUUUCUUACUUGAAUUUGUUCCAUACCGUCUGAUGUAUUUGUUCCAUCAUGUCCAAUGUAAUGGUGAUCUGUAUCUUCAGACUCUAUGUUGUUGAUUCCUUCCAAGAAAAAUGCAUGACUUCUUGGCAAGAAAAGUCUUUGCUUGUGUGCUUAUGGUCCAGUCUUUCAGCCUAUCCUCUGAUUUUCUUUUUGUUUCCAUCUCUCCCUUCAUCACCAUCUGAGUAACACUAUCCAUGUAUCGUCUUGUUUCUUUGGAUCUCACUCCACGUUGCUUGUUUCGGUUGAUUGCUCCUCUGAAAGCGAACAAGAGAAGAGAACUCGCCUAUUUGGUUCGUUCUGGUUCUGGUCAUGCAGGUUAUUAAUGUUCUUUUUAAAUGAACUUCAGAGCCUGUGAAGGCUUUUGAGGGGAAGAUCACAUACAUUGCCUUGACGUCUUAGAGAUUCUUUGAGGGGUCCCUAAGCUUGUCCCAAAAUAGGGGUUUGACAAAUCCAUAUUUUUGACAAUUGAGCGAUUUCUGUAUAUAAAGAAGGCUGGAAGUACGUAGGAAAAAAACAUUUACCCAACGGGGAUUGUAUUUUAGAAAUAUAUUAUUUUAUUCAUUAAAAAUGGGUCAAAAACAGGUAUGAGACAAAAACAGAAUAUUUGUAUAGUUUUGUUUGAAUGCCUAAGAAGUAUGGUUGUAUUGUUUGUAAAUAGUGUAAAUACCUGGGAUAAAAAUGAGCUAUGUGCAUGAAAAGUAUGAUGAGAUUCAAAAGGGAAAAAAACAACAAAAGCAGUAGUGGCUAUGCUCUGUAAAAUUAAAACUAUUUCACUAGUAGAGUAUUUUAUUUUAUUUUGAUUGUUCUUAAGAAGAACAUUUUGCUAAAGCAUGAUACUAUUGCAAUAUAAAAAGUACAAAAAAAUACUGUAUUUAGAGUUAGGAGAAGUCUGCAAAAUUAUCUUAAAACAAGUACAGUUAUGUUUACAUUUUCUUUCUUUGUUUUUUUUUUUAUUGGUUCGUUUUGGGCUACCAAGAAUUUUUUGCCAAUGGUGCCAAGAUAUGUGAAUGCUAUAUAGCUUAAGAUGAAGAGUUAAGUUAAUUUUUGCAGAACAGAUAAUCAUACACAAGCACUGAAGACCAUAAGAUCACAACUGGCCGAGUCACUCGAACAAUAGGGUACACAGUUUGCAAAGGGGGGGUCAUGUUUAAGCAGAAAGCAUUGAAGUCUCUCAUGUCUCCACUGUUCCAACAUUAACUGAAGCAUUUGACCAUCACUGAAUACGGUUUGAUUUAUUGUUUUCAUUGCAAAUGGAAUGUCAUAUGUUGUUGAGAUUUUUUGAUCUUAGCAGCCUUGCCCAUGGUGUCAAUGUGAUAACUCUCCGUCCCAGAGAACGAUUUAAUCCCCCCCUUAAAUGUAAAUGUGCAGCAAGAAUUGAUUUAUCAAUUCUUGGCUUACCCCUGUAAACUCAGCAGGAUUUUUCCCUAACACACUACGUUUUAAUAGAGAGGAACUCCCUGAUCAAGGCUGCUAGGGUCUAAAUAAACAUUAUAUUUAAUGUCAAAUUGAACAAAGAGAAAGAUUUCUGGUUGAAAAAGAUGUGUGGCAAACUGUACAUGACUGGAUUUCUUUGUCAAGCAGCUGAAAAAAAAAAAGUAAAAUGAACUCUUCCGACUGUCAAAGGUGCUAAAACGGUUUUAAAAGUUGCAUCCAUGGAGGGUAAAUGAGCCAAAAAGACUGUAGUAACUAGUGUGUACAGCAGUGCACUUGUGCCAUUUAUAAUUCUAAUUCUUGUACAUUGGAUAUAUAAAGAGAGAGAAAACACUCGAGCUGCUGUUUUUUAGAGGUGCCUGCUGGUUGCUGCCUAAUAUCUAUAUAAUAUAAUCUAACCCAAAAGUGUUUCUGUUUCCAAGUAAUGACAUUUGAUCAUUCAGCCAAGUGCCACUGAAAAACUUGAGUUUUAUUUUAAAGUAUUGUCAUGUUUCUUAGGCUACAUAUUCUCACAUUAAUUUCUGUGACUGACAGGUUGUUUUGUUGUCCCGUUCCCCCCCCCCCCUUCCCCCCAUGUCAACUUUUAUUUCCCGAGUGUUUAUGUAGAAAGUGCCUCUUCAUAUCCUGAUCACGCAUAAUGCAGAAUACACACAAUGUACCCGAGGUUGAGGAAAUGUGAUGGUCACCCCACACACACACAUACAGUGCUGUAUCCUCUGUAUCCCCCCCCCCAGGUUACACUGACCCAAGGCCACAAUCUGAUAAAUUCCCAGUUCACACCGGUAUCAGUCCAGCACUACAGCCUGUCAACAUGCUAAGCUUUACUUUUUGUUUUUUUCUCUGCCUUCUGCUCUGUUUUCUACUGGGACAGCUUGUUAAAAUCACUUUUAAGAAAAUGCCACUACUGGGGUUUGUUGCCUUGCAUUCAUCCUCUAGUCUGUUGUUAGAGUGCAUAGCCGAUGCAACAUGGUGGCAAAAAGGAGAGGGAUUUAUUAUGCUUGCAUGGGUAAAAUAGUUAACUGGGUGACAGAACCUGCACCUAAAGCAUGCUUAUUUUCCUAGAAUCGGUAGUCAGAUAGACUUGUUAAAAAGACUUGAACGUUGGAUUGACUUGUCACAGAAUUCCAAAAGACAUAGGGCAUGUGACCGGAGGGCAAACAAGAAUUCCUACAAACAAGCCAAUGAUGAGUAAUCAGUUGCAACUGAUGUUUUCAUGGUGAGGCAUGACGACAAGAUUGUUUUUUAAGACCGAGCUCUAACUUUUUAGACUUUUUCCUUUCGUUUUUUUUUUUUGUAUCAUUUAGAUUUGAUCAGUGUGCUCCCAACCUCAGAUAGACCAAGGAUGCAGACAAUUGUGAAAGUAUGUACAGCAAGUAUUUCCUAAAAGUGACACACCUUACACACAAACACAUGCACAAGACACAGCAGCAGCACACAUGCAGACAUGUCAAAGUGUCAGUUUCAUUUGUACACAGCGCGGUGAGGGCAGCGUUUGCUCUUCUCGAGACUGAGGGACUGAUUCACCUCCCUUCUGUAUUUUACUCAGGGUGCCAAAAUGGGGAGGAGGAAACAGAGCAGGACACGUGAUUCACGGCAGAAGACGUUGAAAUUCAAAUAGGGAAACCUGAUGGUACUGAAGUUCACAGCCGGAACACGAAAGUAUUUAAAAUGAUUGAAUAUGAAAUAUAGAGCAAGCAGAUACCACAGGAGCCAUGGAAUAAGGUCCUGUUAUAUAUAGCUCAUUAAGAAAAAUAAUGUGACUUUUUAUCAUAGAAUCCUGUCAAAUCAUAGUAUAAUUCAGGCCAGUUCUUUCGGCCUCUAAUUUAUCUAAGUGACACAGACUAGAGGGUAUUUAAGAUUAAGAGAGUAGUUUUAUGAAAAGUUCACCUGCAAAUCUUGUUUUUACUGCCAUUUAUUAAUGGGAUGACAGGUUAGCUGAUAGGCACUCUUCAUUAGCGUUAUAAAUUUUCAAAGCGUUCUGUGAAUUGACCUGGGAAUCUGCCUUUCCUCCUCUUCUUUUUCCCCGAGUACCCAAACCGGAGAAAGGUAGGCACAUCAGGACAACAGAACAGAAGCAGUUUUACAACAUAUUCCACUCGUGGACACAGAGCAAUAAAGAAUUAUUUUGUGGAGACCUAUAGACCUAGUGAAGUUUCAAAAUGAUUGGACACAUGUAGUCGACUUACUCUUAUGCAAAUGCCAGUAUUGCAAGACAAGCAUUCAGUAGUUUAUGGACAGCAAUUAUAUGGCACCCUUUACCGAACUGCACGUUUUCAUCAAAUCCAAACCGAGAAAAAAAAUCCCUGCUUUGAUAGAAAGCUGUGGGUCCUCGACACUUUGCAUGUGAACUAGUGUUAGAUCUUUUUUCCUCUCCUCUAUAGCUGUCUUUCUCUCUGUCUUUCCCUGUUAUGUGACCCAAUUUUUCCCCCCUUCCCCGACCCUGUAUCCUUAAGGUUUCAUCUCCUCUUGGUUCUCCUGAUGUGUUUUGCUUUCCUCCCUUUUCUCCCCUUCUCUUGUUUGUAAGUUUUAUUUUUGUAAUUGUGCAUGUUCAAGCGUCACUGACUCGAUGGAUAUGUUUAAAAUUUAAAAAAAAAAAGAGAUUUCAGCUGCUGAAGCCAUGCAAAACGUUUUGAAUUGCCCUUAAAAUAUGGAAGAUGUUUUCUGAAUGCUUUAUAUUCUUUCUGCUGUAAAAUAAUAAAAAAAGGAAAAAAUGAAGAAAACUCGAGAACAAA